Molecule: messenger RNA, 942 nt
Organism: Galdieria sulphuraria
Lineage: Eukaryota; Rhodophyta; Bangiophyceae; Galdieriales; Galdieriaceae
Exons: 2
Coding region: 85-825 (246 amino acids)
Source: RefSeq, a predicted model, not a curated record
GAGCAUUCCAGAGAAGAAAGAAUGACCCUUUGCCUCUUCUAUUUGUGUGUCUUUUGGGAUGACCCUUGAAGAGAGGAGAAGAGCAUGUUGAAGAGUCAUCGUUGUGUUUCCAAAAGAAUUCUAGUAACCUUUGAUAUCGAUGGAACUUUGUUGAAAGGAGGUAAAAAUGCCAACACUGGACAUAAACGUUCUAUAGAGUGGGCAGUGUCUCAAGUAUGGGGUAUACAAACCAGUGUCGAAGGAGUGAAACACGGUGGUCUCACUGACCCCAUUAUUAUACAAAAUAUGUUACUUCAGUGUGGCAAAACGGAACAAGAAAUAUGGCAAAAGAUGAAUCUCGCAGUACAAUUAGCUACUGAACAUUUUGAGAAAACCUAUUCCGAUAGUGAAACGGUUACUGUGUUGCCAGGAGUACGGACACUAUUGGAGUCGUUGAAACAACGUGGUGUUUAUUUGGCUGUAGUUUCUGGUAACUUGGAAACGAUUGGAUGGAAAAAAAUAGAAAGGGCACAGUUGAAACCUUUUUUUAUGACGGGUGCUUUUGGAAGCGAUCAUAUUUGUAGAGGAGAGUUGAUAUUGUUAGCAAAACAGAGAAUCAUGCAGCAAUGUGGAUCAACUGGUGAUGAAAUACCUUGGGAAGUAUAUCAUGUAGGAGAUACAUUGGAGGAUAUGGAAGCUGCACAGUAUGCACAAGUCAAAGGAAUUGGAGUAUUGACUGGAAGUUGUUCACAAGCCCAUAUAUUAUCCAGUGCAGAGCCUUAUUUGAUUAUUCCCGAUUUGAUGAAAGGAGCGGAGUUAUUUAUGGCCCGCCUUGGAUUUGAAUAGGGUUUUGGGAUUUUCUUAGUGUGAUGAUAAUAUGGUUUUAGAGAAGGAGGAGGAUACGAUACCAUCUUUAGAGUUGCGUUACUUACAAUGGCGUUACAUAAAUAUACAGUUUGAGAA